Messenger RNA from Leptonychotes weddellii (Weddell seal), 640 nucleotides. The record is from RefSeq and is a predicted model, not a curated record. Lineage: Eukaryota; Metazoa; Chordata; Mammalia; Carnivora; Phocidae.
CCAGGAUCAUGACCUGAGCCGAAGGCAGUCGCUCAACCAACUGAGCCAGCCAGGCGCCCUCGGUGGCACUUCUGAAAUGUUUACAGAGAGCUUGUUAGGGGGGUGCUCCGGUAGGGGGGUGCUCCGGCUGCACUCUGCCAUCCAAACCCCGGCCAUGGCCCUGAGUACCGUGGCGGCGGGUGUGUUGGAAGGAAGGUGCUGGAGACUCGGCCGGGGACUGGGGACCUGGGAAUGAGGGCGGGCAGAGGGCGUGUCUUUCUCUGGCAUCUGCUUGGCGAAGUCACUUGUUCUAUACAGCCAGGUUCUGCCCACCUACGACAGCCUGGAUGAGCCGUCGGUGAAAACCAUGAGCUCCAUAUUCGCCUGCUCCCUCAACGUGGUCACUGCCUUCUACGUCACGGUUGGCUGCUUUGGCUAUGUGAGCUUCACCGAGGCCACCGCAGGCAACGUGCUGAUGCACUUUCCCUCCAACCUGGUGACGGAGAUGAUGCGUGUGGGCUUCAUGAUGUCCGUGGCCGUGGGCUUCCCCAUGAUGAUCCUGCCGUGUCGACAGGCCUUGAACACGCUGCUUUUCGAGCAGCAGGUAAGAUUCUUAAGGCCCUUCAGGCGACACUUCACUAGGAAGAUGUUACAUUGCUGA